GAGUUUGGAGGGAAAGACAGAUUGGAACGUCAUGUGCUUUGCGUUUUCUGAAUUCUGAUUCACUCUUCACUUGAGCAUGCCCUAGGUUUCUCGCAGCCGUUGCCGUUGCCGUUGCCGCCGCGCGAGUCCGCUCCUUGCUCAGGCACUUCUUCCUCCGCUCAGCUUGCAAGAACAAAAUCACUGUGAAGUCUGUGAUUGUUAUGUGCAAAUAUUUCAGCUUCUUAACCCUAAUUUCACCCAAUCCACCUCCGACCACCGCGUCUCUGCUCCAUCCAAGCUCUUAGGGUGUUCAACUACGGGGUAGUGGGAACUUGAGGGAAGCUGUGGAUUUCUUAUGUAACUUUUAUUCUUGUUGGCAUAUUUGCAAUAUAUUUACAGCAAUAGGAAAGGAAAUAGCCUUUUUUUUAUAGCUUGUGGCCUACCGCCUAUGGCCAUGGAUUUUGAAUCAAAUUAUGAUAUUGCUGCCACUGCUCACUUCAUUUGCACUCACAACUUCACCAGAGUUGCAUUACAAUUUCCAGAUGAUCUUCUGAAAGAUUCAACAAGAGUGGUCACUGCUCUGCGCAAGAGACUUCAAUCAUUGAGAGAAUUUGAUGUCACAAGAAGUGCGCCUGAGACAGACGUUGGGUUGUUUGUCAUGGCAGACACCGCCUAUGGCAGUUGUUGUGUUGAUGAAGUUGGAGCAUCACACAUAAAUGCUGAUUGUGUCAUACAUUAUGGUCAUACAUGUUUUAGCCCGACGACUACUCUACCAGCUUUUUAUGUUUUUGGGAAGGCUUCCAUUUGCAUAAGUGAUUGUGUUGAAAGUAUUUCAGAAUAUGGGCAGAAAAAUAGCAAGCCUAUCAUGGUCCUUUUUGGGCUAGAGUAUGCACAUUCAAUAGAGCAUAUUAGAAAAGCACUGUUAGAAUCAUCAAUGUCUUGCAGAUCUGAACAUAAGUCUGAAGUUCACUUUGCCGAUGUUCCAUCUCCAUUUAUGUUUCCAUCGAAAGAUAUAACAAAAUUAAAUGGGCUCCAAGAACCAGCCUGUGGUUGUAGCAACAAUGCCUUUUCUGAUGGGACCAGUGGGACUAUAUAUAGUAUUGGAGGAUUGACAUGGAAAUUAUCUGAGGGACAAAGCAUGGAAGACUACUUGCUCUUUUGGAUUGGACUUGAUAAUUCUGCUUUUGCAAAUGUAGUGCUGACAUUCAAUGCCUGUGAAAUAGUCAGGUAUGAUGUGACUGGGAAUCGAAUGGUGACAGACUUGUCUCCACAGAGGAGAAUUCUUAAACGUAGAUAUUACCUGGUGGAGAGGGCUAAGGAUGCUAACAUUGUUGCGAUUUUGGUUGGAACUCUUGGAGUUGCUGGUUAUCUGAACAUAAUAAAUCAGAUGACGGAGCUCAUUAAAGGGGCGGGCAAAAAACCCUAUACUUUGGUUAUGGGAAAACCAAACCCAGCUAAACUUGCAAACUUUCCUGAGUGUGAUGUUUUUUUAUACGUCUCUUGUGCCCAAACUGCUUUGCUGGAUAGCAAAGAGUAUCUUGCUCCAGUUAUUACUCCCUUUGAAGCAUCAAUAGCUUUCAACAGGGGAAGCCAGUGGACCGGAGCCUAUGUAAUGGGAUUUAGAGAUCUAAUUAAUCUACCUCAAUUAAAAGUUGAAAACCAGGAUGAAGAAGCACGAUUUUCAUUCUUACAGGGCAGAUAUGUUGAAGAUUUUGAUAAUCAAGAAAAUGGUGAGCAACAAAGUGAAGCCCUUGCUCUAGCUAACGCGACAGAGAAGGCACUGCAGUUGCAGAAUAACUGUAAUUCUCUAAUCAGAGGGGAUGCUAGAUCAGGAGCAGAAUUUUUCAGGAAUCGAUCUUAUCAUGGCCUGAAUAUGCCCAGCGAGAACACCUCCCCAGAACCAUAUUUCAAAGGAAGGAGUGGAAGGGCAUCUGGAUAUGAGGAUGAGAAGAACAAACAUGAAAAUUUGUGAUUAAUCGCUACGAGAUGGGCUGUAGAUUAAUCAUAUAUUAUAUUUCAUUGUCUCUCCUUUUCGAAUUUAUGGCAAAGGAGAGAAAAAACAUUUUUUUACUAUCAUCAUUAUAAUUAAUGCCACUCAUAAAUCUUCCAUAAUAUUAUUGUCUGUUUUUUUUUUAA
Lotus japonicus is the source of this 2115-nucleotide messenger RNA. RefSeq lists its product as uncharacterized. Gene Ontology annotation, biological process: protein histidyl modification to diphthamide. Gene Ontology annotation, molecular function: 2-(3-amino-3-carboxypropyl)histidine synthase activity. The record is from RefSeq and is a predicted model, not a curated record. The transcript has 11 exons. Bases 428 to 1951 code for a protein of 507 amino acids. NCBI's taxonomy places the organism in Eukaryota, Viridiplantae, Streptophyta, Magnoliopsida, Fabales, Fabaceae.